Molecule: messenger RNA, 1641 nt
Organism: Neocloeon triangulifer
Lineage: Eukaryota; Metazoa; Arthropoda; Insecta; Ephemeroptera; Baetidae
Gene: Rpe
Product: ribulose-phosphate 3-epimerase
Exons: 5
Coding region: 849-1529 (226 amino acids)
Biological process (GO): pentose-phosphate shunt; pentose-phosphate shunt, non-oxidative branch; carbohydrate metabolic process
Cellular component (GO): cytosol
Molecular function (GO): metal ion binding; D-ribulose-phosphate 3-epimerase activity
Source: RefSeq, a predicted model, not a curated record
GCGCCGAAUGUCAGGCACCAGGAGCGCCUACUCACGCGGUUCCGCGGCACCGAACGUGCACAUAAGGCACUUUAAAGUGCACUCACACACACACUUGACUGCUCGCUCGCUCUCCACUCAGUGUGGCGGGGAAGCGAGAGGGGCCCCGGGUUUGGGCCGUCAGAUUCGGCAACCGGCAGAACACGCAACAGCCCCGAGAGCAAAGUCGCGCCCUCGAUAGGUGGCCGCCUCGUCCGACGGCCAGCACACCAAGACCGCGGCCGCCGAGACCUGAAAAUGCCCUUACUAGGACUCGAUUUCACGUAUCAUUCCUCCCGGGAGCUGCGAAAAACUACGAUACUGCGCUCUUGUCACGUUUUCAAGUCACAUGGCCAGAGAUGCGCUGUUGCCGUUUGCUCGCUCCGACCGGGGGUGGGGGGAGCGGCUUUUUUUGCAAAUCAAAAAUUGCGUUCGCAGAAUUAAUUUGAGACGUCAGGAAAAGUGCCGACAUUUGAAAAUGUGGAGACAAAUACGCACGCGAAUUACUAUGUGCGUACCUUGGAGACGAAAUUCCCUGAAUUAAAGCAUCCGUCGUGUUCCGCGUGUUCGUCAUUAAAGGGUUAACCGGUACCGAGGCAUCAGUUUGAGAAACGAGAAUUUCUCCCACCACUGAAAGCCGGUCACCCUCCCCGAGCCCAGAAAAUAAAUAAUAUUGGCUUUAGGCCAUUUUUGCCUCAUAGCAGUUUGUUUUCUUUUCUUUGCACGAGUACAUUUAGUACACGAGCCACCGAGGAAAGCUGAGAAAACACAAAACAAUUUUGUUCUUUGAAAGCAAAACAUCUCCACAGGAAAAUAAAAUUGUGAAUAAAAUGCCCUGCCUGAAGCCAAUGAUAGGACCGUCGAUCCUUAACGCAGACUUGGCGCAGCUUUCCGAAGAAUCUCAACGACUGCUGGACCAAGGCGCGGACUAUUUGCACCUGGAUGUCAUGGACGGACACUUUGUGCCCAACCUCACAUUCGGACACCCUGUCGUCAAAUGCCUCAGGAGCAAAAUUCCUAGGGCGUUUUUCGAAACGCACAUGAUGGUCUCCAAUCCGCAGCAGUGGAUCGAGCCUAUGGCUGACGCUGGAGUUGAUCAAUACACAUUCCACGUUGAGCCGGUCAAAGACGUUCCUGAAGUCUGCAGAAAAAUUAAAGAGGCUGGAAUGAAGGUUGGACUGGCUAUCAAACCAGGCACACCUGUGGAUGUGGUAAAGACGUACAUCGACUUUGCGGACUUGGUCCUGAUCAUGACUGUCGAGCCAGGUUUUGGAGGUCAAAAGUUCAUGUCCGACAUGAUGCCAAAGGUCUCUUGGCUGAGGGAAAAUUACCCAGAACUAAACAUCGAAGUUGACGGAGGCGUUGGACUGAACACAAUUGAUCAAUGCUCACAAGCUGGAGCUAACUGGAUUGUUUCUGGUACGGCAGUGAUUCGAGCUGAAGACCCAAAAGCCGUCAUUUCGACACUCAAAGAAUCUGUUCAAACUGCCAUCGAUUCCAAGAAGUGCUAGAGUGUAUUUUGCAGCCAAAAUUAUUCCAGAUAAAUUUGCGGCAUUUAUUUACUAUUUUGCGGAAAUCUUUGUUCCUAUUAAGCUCAAUCGAAAAUAAAAAUAUUUUUUUCUA